GGCAUUUUCAUUUCUUAGUCUUUGAAGUUUCUCUUACUUCUGCUUAGAGAGAGGGUUGACGCAGAAGAAAAAUCAAAACCAAACCUCGAAGAACAUCUCUCAUCACCUGAUCACUCGCUCAUCACUGGUAGUAAGAGAGAAAAAUCCAUUUAGCAGUAUAAAUCAUCAACUAAAAGGAAGACCCAAAGAGGCUAAGAGCCCCCUUUUUGCAGAUUUCAUUGAGACAAAGUUGAGUCCCAACCAAGGAGGAGUUGAGUUUCUGUGAAGUAAAAAUGAUAGAUAAAUUGUUUUCAUGGACUCUCAAAGAUAUCUUCAAUCAACACCUUUACAAAGAUAAGGUAUAUGUUGAUAAAAUCUCGGGUCCUUAAUUCUUUACUAAGUAUUUGUGAAUUGGGGGAAUAAUCUGGAGCUACUCUUCUUUGUUGCAUGUAUCAAUUUCUUUCAAUUACUCAAUUAAUUCUUACAUUUCAAACUCUUAUUAACAUGCUAAGCUAUAGUUAGUUGUUCAGUUGUAUCAUUGCAAACGAAGUAGGGUUAGAGUGGUGGAGAUAAUACACUAUUCUUGAGCCUGAUAUAGAUGUUUAAUUUUAAGGCGAAGACAAUCCCAGAAACGUUCACUUCAGCGGAGCAAUACUUCAACUCAUUUCGAUAUCCUCUACUUGAGGAAACACGCGCUGAGUUGUUUUCAAAAUUGAAUAAUCUAACUCAGUCGCCUACAUGUGCAAUAAAAUAUCUUACCGAACAUAAUGACUUUUUCAUGUACAAUGAAUUAAUUUAUACGAUGAUUGUUGAGAAAAAAAAUUAAGCCCGAGAAGGAGGUAUACAUUCCUAUGGGUGGGGAUGUAAUUGCAUUCUCAGAUGUAAAAUCUACACGCGUUGAGGACUUAACCCGCUUAUCUUAUAUUCCUGCUUUAGUCCAAGAAGUAGAGGAUGAAGGAAAAUCGUACAUGGUGAAGAUUCUAGCCUCCAAACCUCUCGAGUUUGAUGAAGGUUCACAAAAGAAGUUUGAGCAUCUUUUUGCGGUUUUUCUAGUCAAUGUCGCAACAAAUUGUCGCAUAUUGAGAGCACUUAAUGGUGGAAAUUUGAGCAUCGUUGAGGAAGUAUUGGAUGCUGCUCCCCUGGUUGGGAGUGAGUGUCCCGUCUGUUCUCAGGAUGCGAAAUGUGUCCUUGGAAAAGAUUUAUAUGCAGAUUUCCUUUCUUUCAAUCUGAAUGUGUCACAGCACGAAGCAAUGCUAGACUCGGUAUUGUUGAGUACAUGUGAUCACAACAGUUCUGUCAAACUUGUAUGGGGUCCUCCUGGGACAAGUAAAACAAAAACGGUUGCAACACUUCUUUGGGCACUGCUAAAGAUGAAGUGUAAUACUCUUACGUGUGCCCCAACUAACACUGCAGUUGUAGAAGUAACUUCACGACUUGUGAAGAUUGUUAUAGACAAAAACGAAAGCAUCGUAGUUAUGGGUUGGGAGAUAUAGUUUUACUUGGGAAUGCUGAUCGGAUAAAAAUUGGUGUUCACGAGGACCUUCAUGAAGUUUUUCUUGAUUAUCGAAGUGAUCUUUUGGCAAAAUGCUUCUACCCGUGUGCUGGGUGGUGUAGUCAGUUGCAGGCAAUGAUAUCAUUGUUUGAAGACCCAUAUAAAAUGUACCUAGAUUACUUGAGAACAGAGGAAAAGAACCAGGAGGAUAAAGAAAAAUGCCAGCAGGGACAGGAGGAUGAAGUUGGGCUACAGGAAAGCAACCAGACAGGUGAAGGGCUGACAGAAAAACGGACCCUGGAGAAGGAACAUGUUUGUCAGAAUGAGAAAUUGCAAUUUGGCGAAUUUUUUCGAAAACGAUUCUAUGAAAUUCGUAACGCAGUGAAGUUUUGUAUAUAUUGUACCUGCACCCAUAUGCCGACGUCUCAGCUUUCAGAAGAAGUGGUAAAAGAUAUGGAUAGAACCCUUAUUUGGCUUCGAGGUAUUAAAAAUAUAUUAUCAACUGGUGGAGAGCUGAAAAAAGUGUUCUCAAAGUCUAGAACUGGUGACCGCACUUUCAGGGUCUCUUCUACAUUGUCAUUACGUAAGGACAUAAAAGUGUUCCUUUAGAUUCUGAGAUCCCUUGAAGAGUUCCCUGUUCCAAAAUUUUCAGAUAAGCAUACAAUCCAAAGGUUUUGUCUGCAGAAUGCUUUACUUACUUUCUGCACUGCUUCUAGCUCAGCGAAGUUAAAUGGAAUUAAAGAUUUGAAAGUACUGGUUAUCGACGAAGCUGCCCAACUUAAAGAAUGUGAAACAUCAAUUCCUCUGCAACUCGCUGAUAUCCAACAUGCUAUUUUAAUAGGUGAUGAACACCAAUUGCUGGCGAUGGUUCAAAGCAAGCUUCAGUUUCCGUUUCAUAAAUUUUGAUUUGUGUUGGUUGACAUUGAAGUGAAUACUUUUAAUUAUUUAGUGGUUUGAUUUUAUUUUGUUUUAUCAUUUAUAGAUUUAUAAGGAUGUUGAGUUUGGAAGAAGUCUCUUUGGGGGAUUGGUAUCACUGGGUCGCAAGAGGCACCUUUUAAGUGUCCAGUACAGAAUGCAUCCUCUCAUAAGCUCAUUUCCAAAUUCUGAAUUCUACAAUAACCAGAUUUCGGA
Messenger RNA from Papaver somniferum (opium poppy), 2602 nucleotides. RefSeq lists its product as uncharacterized. The record is from RefSeq and is a predicted model, not a curated record. The transcript is spliced from 4 exons. Lineage: Eukaryota; Viridiplantae; Streptophyta; Magnoliopsida; Ranunculales; Papaveraceae. The coding region runs from base 831 to 1472 and encodes 213 amino acids. Gene Ontology annotation, molecular function: helicase activity.